Raphanus sativus (radish) is the source of this 2046-nucleotide messenger RNA. Its product is annotated as protein NRT1/ PTR FAMILY 8.3. Gene Ontology annotation, biological process: oligopeptide transport; transmembrane transport. The transcript is spliced from 5 exons. Gene Ontology annotation, cellular component: plant-type vacuole membrane. The record is from RefSeq and is a predicted model, not a curated record. Gene Ontology annotation, molecular function: transmembrane transporter activity. Lineage: Eukaryota; Viridiplantae; Streptophyta; Magnoliopsida; Brassicales; Brassicaceae. Bases 141 to 1895 code for a protein of 584 amino acids.
AAUAUUUUCCAGUUUCAUAAAAGUCGCCGGGACCAAUUUUUUCAAAAGUAGAAUUAGAAAAAAUGAAUCACGCCUUCCAAUAGAGAUAAGAGAGAGUAAAGAGAUUCAUCAGAUUAAGGAAUCUUUCUGGUGCGAAAACGAUGGGUUCCGUCGAAGAAGAAGAAGCGCCUCUCAUCGAACAAGGUUUAAUCUCACAGGAACCAAAAUUGUAUGCCGAAGAUGGUUCAGUGGAUCUCCAUGGAAACCCACCUCUGAAGGCUAAAACAGGCAACUGGAAAGCUUGCCCUUUCAUUUUAGGCAAUGAAUGCUGCGAGAGGCUAGCUUACUAUGGCAUCGCUGGCAACCUAAUCACUUACCUCACCACCAAACUACACCAAGGAAACGUUUCCGCUGCUAGAAACGUCACCACGUGGCAAGGCACUUGCUAUCUCACCCCUCUCAUCGGUGCUGUCUUAGCCGAUGCUUACUGGGGCCGAUACUGGACCAUCGCUUGCUUCUCCGGCAUUUACUUCAUCGGCAUGUCUGCACUAACUCUCUCAGCUUCAGUUCCAGCACUGAAGCCAGCAGAAUGCAUUGGCACCUUCUGUCCAUCAGCAACACCAGCUCAGUACGCAAUGUUCUUCGGCGGUCUUUACCUGAUCGCCCUCGGCACCGGAGGUAUCAAACCAUGCGUCUCCUCCUUCGGUGCAGACCAGUUCGACGACACUGACUCGCGGGAACGCGUCAGAAAAGCCUCCUUCUUCAACUGGUUCUACUUCUCCAUCAACAUCGGAGCGCUGGUGUCCUCUAGCCUUCUGGUUUGGAUCCAAGAGAACCGUGGGUGGGGUUUAGGGUUUGGUAUACCGACCGUGUUCAUGGGUCUAGCCAUUGUGAGUUUCUUCUUUGGCACACCUCUUUACAGGUUUCAGAAGCCUGGAGGCAGCCCUAUAACUCGUAUCUCCCAAGUCGUGGUGACCUCUUUCCGUAAAUCGACUCUCGAAGUCCCUGGAGACGCUAUGCUUCUGUAUGAAACGCAGGACAAGAACUCUGCUAUUGCUGGAAGUCGAAAGAUCCAACAUACCGAUGAUUGCCAGUAUCUUGACAAAGCUGCUGUUAUCUCAGACGAAGAAUCGAAAUCAGGAGACUUCUCCAACUCGUGGAGACUAUGCACUGUCACUCAAGUGGAAGAACUCAAGAUUCUGAUCCGUAUGUUCCCAAUAUGGGCUUCUGGUAUCAUCUUCUCAGCUGUAUACGCUCAGAUGUCAACCAUGUUUGUUCAACAAGGCCGAGCCAUGGACUGCAAGAUAGGCUCCUUCCAGCUUCCUCCAGCUGCGUUAGGGACAUUCGACACCGCUAGCGUCAUCAUCUGGGUCCCUCUCUACGACAGGUUCAUCGUCCCGUUAGCUAGACGUUUCACCGGAGUAGACAAAGGUUUCACAGAGAUACAAAGAAUGGGAGUAGGCCUGUUCGUCUCUGUUCUAUGCAUGGCGGCUGCAGCGAUCAUUGAGAUCAUCAGGCUCCGUUUAGCUAACGAGCUCGGGUUGGUUGAGUCCGGAGCCCCGGUUCCUAUAUCGGUCUUAUGGCAGAUUCCGCAGUACUUCAUCCUCGGUGCAGCGGAAGUGUUUUACUUCAUUGGUCAGCUUGAGUUUUUCUAUGAUCAGUCUCCGGAUGCGAUGAGGAGUUUGUGCAGUGCUUUGGCUCUUUUGACCAAUGCUCUUGGGAACUACUUGAGUUCGUUGAUCCUCACGCUUGUGACUUACUUCACGACGAUGAAUGGUGGACAAGGUUGGAUCUCGGAUAAUCUGAAUACGGGUCAUCUUGAUUACUUCUUCUGGCUCUUGGCUGGUCUUAGCCUUGUCAACAUGGCGGUUUACUUCUUCUCUGCGGCUAAGUAUAAGCAGAAGAAGGCUUCCUAGUGAGGAUGCGUUCUCUCUCGCCUUUUAUAUUACACACAAACUUUUGGUUCUUUCCAUGUGUAAUUGUCUGUAUUGCAGUACUUUUUCCUUAAAUUUCAUAAGUUAAAAGUUACACUUGCAUUUGCAAUAUAAAUCAAUUACUUACCAAUAA